UUUCCUAUUAACUCUCCCUCUCACACAUUUUGUUUUUUCGAUCACUUUUCUAUUUAAUUUGCAAAAUUCUCUCAAAACCUCUCUCUUAUAAACCCCUCUAUUAUCAGAAUUUAAAUCAGAAUUUUAAAUAAAAAUUUUAAACCUCUCACACACUCUCUCCUCUACUUUUUGUUAUUUAAAAUCAAAAUUUAAUUUUUUAAACCAGAAUUUUAAAUAUUUUUGAUUUGAAUUGCAAUUUUCUAAUUGCACUGUUUCUAGAAAUUUCAAUUUUAAUGAUUUUUAAAUCAGAAUUUUAAACUACUCAAUGUGCUUCUCCUUCCUUUCUCCCAUAUACAUUAGUCUUCCAAAGCUCCCCAAAUCAUCUUUGGCUAUUCCUCCUCCAUUUCCUUUCAAUUCUCUCCAUUCCUCUCUUCAAUUUCUUCCUCUUCCUCUUCCUCAUCCACUUCCCUUCCUCAUCCUCUUCAUUCUAACUUCAAUUUUCUUCUUUUACUCCACUCUCUCUUCCCCCACUCUUUUCCCAAUUUUCUUCAUUUUCCCUUUAUCUAUUCCUCAUCCUUCCCCUCAUUACUCUUUACUAUUUUAAUCCUCUUCCUUUUAAAAUUUCCUCCUUCCCCAUUUCAACCUUGUCCAAAACUUGUCAUUCAUUGUCUUCUUUUAGUCCCUCAAAACUAACAAAUAAAGCAUUGCACUAGCUGCCACUUUACCUCAAUUCGGAGGACUUUAAAACUAAAAAAAGUGAAGGAAGGCUUCCCUCGAUC
Messenger RNA from Meloidogyne enterolobii, 758 nucleotides. The record is from the annotation of a GenBank genome assembly. NCBI's taxonomy places the organism in Eukaryota, Metazoa, Nematoda, Chromadorea, Rhabditida, Meloidogynidae.